This is a messenger RNA of Ruditapes philippinarum (Manila clam), 1542 nucleotides long. RefSeq lists its product as uncharacterized. Gene Ontology annotation, biological process: positive regulation of MAPK cascade; cell surface receptor protein tyrosine kinase signaling pathway. The coding region runs from base 142 to 1167 and encodes 341 amino acids. The record is from RefSeq and is a predicted model, not a curated record. The transcript is spliced from 3 exons. Lineage: Eukaryota; Metazoa; Mollusca; Bivalvia; Venerida; Veneridae. Gene Ontology annotation, cellular component: cytoplasm.
UAAUUAAGCUCUUCAUCAGUAAAGAUGAGAUGUGAUAACAUCUAAAGCAAUGCUCAAAAUAGUUUAGAAAAGAAUAAUUAAGGAGGUGUUUGAAAUUUUGUUAAAUCGAACGUGAUAUUCAGAUAUAAAAAGAGCUGAAGUAUGACGUCUUACGGAGCAACGAAAGAAUGUAAAGAAGAAAGCCAUAGUUUCGUUCUAAAAAAAAUUGGCAAGUAUUGGAUCUUGAAAACAAAUACUUCCUCAAAACGUCUUGCAUUUCUUGACGAUGCAAAGUAUGUUGAAAUUGACGAUAACAUUCUAAUAGCAGAUGAACGGUUAUUUGAAAUACACAAAAAUGAAAAAGGUGAAUAUUCAUUUCGCCAUGUUGAAGAUGUUGCCUGCGAGACCUAUUUUUCUUUGACAAAAAGCUCAACCAAACCAUUCAUAAAAAGAAUUGAUACCCCGAAAGCACCAAUAAAGACGAACAAAGACAAUAAUGAUAUGGAUGUGUAUAAUUAUGUUGAAAAUGAACAAGUCCCAAGUGCACGUUCUGUAAAUGACGAAUAUUAUGAGGAAGUGAAUUUAGAUGAAGGUGAAACAGAACAUUUUAAAUUAGUUAACGACUCUUUGCCUCGGGACGAUAAGAAAAUGCAGCAUUUUGACAAACAGUUGAGUUCGUCGGCUUACACUAAAAGCUGUAACGACUAUUUAAACAUUAGAUCUGUCGGUGAAUUAAAGAUUGAAUCUGACGGUGAUUUAAACACUGGGUCUGCAGCCAAAAUGAUGAAAGGGCACGAUAGGUAUGAUUCCGUGGAGGUUGGUAGUACGGAAGUAGAUAGUAAUAUAAAUGUUGUAGACAUGACAAAAACAACAUCUGGAGGUAAUCAACAUGACGAGUUUCAAGUAAUCAUUGAACCAUCACAACUGACAAAGAUGUGUGCUAUUGAAGGGGAGAUGACGCUAUCGAUAACGGAUACGGCAUUUAUUUUCAAAGAUAUUAACACGGGAAGAGAAAAGUACAGGUUUCCGUUGCCUUGGAUAAGACGUUUCGGGAAAGACGAUUCAGUUUUCAGUUUUCAAGUUGGUCGAAAAUGUCCGAAUGGAGCAGGAGAUGUGAUCUGUAUAACUAAAAAAGCCAAACAAAUUCAUAAGAAGUGUAUCAAAUUAUCGAAAGAUAAAAAAGUAUGAAAUGAGAAUAUUAUAAAAUAUGUAAAUAUCCCGUCGCGUGACAACACUAAGUUUGAUUUUAAAAAAAAAGAAAAGAAAAAACAACAACAACAAAAAACAAGCGAGGAAUCCCCCAAAAUUAUAUUAUAUUAUAUAUGUAUAUAUAUAUUUCAACAUGAUAUCAUUUGCGUUACACAAGCAUAGUGUUAAGAAGCGUUAAAUGUUAGCGUUAUACUAUAGACGCGUCAAUGAAAUUUUUCUUUUGUCAAUUCAAACGGUCUUUAUUUUUGGUAUGUCAUAGAUAGAGUGUUAAAUUCGCGUAAGUUCAUAAUUUAUUGCACUCGUUGAAUAAAAUAAUAUUAUGCUCUUGACAGAGGCACGCGGAAUAAAAUUUUA